GAUGGGAACAGCGAUUUCCAUCCAUACACCGGUGGUGGGGGUCAGAAUAUCUCGAUCCAUUUCGUCGUUUUGCAUCUACUCCGGCUACCUCCGAUCUGCCUCCGAUCGAUUUAGGCAUUCCACCUCAAUAAUCAUCGAAACUGGAAAACGAGAAUGCGUAUUCUGAAACAUUAUUGUCAGAAGAAUGCUUGGAGCUUAUAUGAAUGUACCCUAUCAUCUGCUGGCAUGGAGGUGAAAAUGUCGGCUAUAUAAUUCCGCAAUCUGGAAUUUUGCAUCAGGUUGCGUAGCCAGAAAUACAGUGCCAAAGAACGACUCAUUGAAGCCAAGACAAGAAUCAAUGGAUUGCUCAGACGACGAAGCAUCUUCCGUCAAUAGCCAAGGGGAGGGCAUGGAAUGCCCGAUAUGCUGGGAAUCCUUCAAUCUUGUCGAAAACAUCCCUUAUGUGCUGUGGUGUGGCCAUACAUUGUGCAAAAAUUGCAUCCUCGGACUCCAAUGUGCAGUUGUGAGAUUCCCAACCAUACCUCUUCAGCUCCCGCUCUUCAUAUCCUGCCCAUGGUGCAAUCUCAUAUCGCCACGCUUUGUUUACAAGGGCAGCCUGAAAUUCCCUCGGAAGAACUUCUUCCUUCUGUGGAUGCUCGAGAGCAUCAAUGGCGACAGAGGAAAAUCUCACCCCACCGAUGACUGCGCAGAUUGGCCGGCUGGUACUAAAACAGUGGGCACUUAUUAUCCCGGGGUUAACCAGCGACGGGGGCAGCACAACGAUCCUCACACAGAACCGUCAGAAUCGACUCAUCAUCAUCAUCACAGGAGAGAAUUCAACGGCUAUAAUCCAAUCGAGAGACUGCAAUCUUCCCUGAAGAAAUCGCUCGUUUUCUUCGUUCAUCUGACUGCCAAGUUCCCCCUGAUCAUGAUAUUCCUCCUCAUCAUACUUUACGCAAUUCCGGCCAGCGCGGCCAUUUUGGCCCUGUACAUUAUCAUCACGCUCGUCUUUGCUCUGCCCGCGUUCCUCAUCCUUUACUUUGCGUAUCCGAGCUUGGAUUGGCUGGUGAGGGAGAUUAUUACAUGACAGGUUGUCUGCCUCCCUUCUUAUUGGUCUUCUGGAGACAUUUUCGAGCUUCUCUGCCGCCGCCGUUGCCGGCAGUGGGCUCUGCUUUUUCCGGGUAUGACUCCGCUUUCAUUCUGCAUGUAGCUUCUUGAUUUUAGUGGUUAUUUGUUGUUAUAUUUGUACAGCUAUUAUUCAUAUGACAAAUGGUGCAGUGUUUGUGUGUAUAGUAGUAAUAUUUUUGCCAGGAAUACAUUGUCAUACAUUGUACGGUUCUUAAGACAACAAGAAGAAAAGAAGUUAUGUUUUGCCUUGCAAAAUUUGACGUUUUUUUUUUUUGUAUA
This is a messenger RNA of Andrographis paniculata, 1386 nucleotides long. RefSeq lists its product as uncharacterized. The transcript is spliced from 3 exons. Lineage: Eukaryota; Viridiplantae; Streptophyta; Magnoliopsida; Lamiales; Acanthaceae. Bases 338 to 1066 code for a protein of 242 amino acids. The record is from RefSeq and is a predicted model, not a curated record.